AUGGCCGCCUCUCCCCGAUUAUGGAUUACUUCGUUUGCUCGCCAAUCGAUUCUGUCAGCGCUUACAAGCGCUAUCUCAUCUGGAUAUCUCAUCGUUGAUGACGCCGAAGGCUCUCAUGCGUAUGGCUCCAAUGAGAAAGGCUGCAAUCUCGUUCACAUCAAAGUCAGAAACGACAACUUUUGGCUUCGCCUUAUGCUCUCCGGUGAUCUUGGUUUCAGCGAAGCGUACAUGAUAGGCGAGAUCGAGCUACCCGACCUGAGAGCAGCAAUGAAUCUAUGGCUCGAUAACCAGUCUGCAAUGGAAGACACCUUGUCCUCUACUUUUAGUCGCAUCACCUCGACCCUGUCAAGUUUCUACAACUCCUUCCUUGGCCAGACAAAAAGUAACGCUCGUCUAAACGUGAUCGCAUCCUACGAUCAAUCGAACGAGCUCUUCAAAGCAUUCCUUUCAUCCGAAAUGAUGUAUUCAUGUGCUCUCUGGGACGAAUCCGAGGGCGGAGUCCGAGGUGAUCUUGAAAUCGGUCCGACUCCUGGUGACCUCGAAGCCGCGCAGCGGAGAAAAAUACACUAUGUCCUUCGUCAGGCUCGUCUCAAGCCGGGAUACCGUGUUCUCGAAUUCGGUUCAGGAUGGGGAGGACUCGCGAUCGAGAAGACGCUCGCUGAGGAAAGAAUCGCUGCUGCCGGUCUUUCCGAUAAAAUCCGCGUCCACCUCCUCGAUUACCGGGAUAUCCCAUCCGAAUGGGAAAAUGCCUUCGAUGCAUUUGUUUCCGUCGAGAUGCUUGAGCAUGUCGGGUCGAAACACUACUCCAAUUAUUUCCGACUCGUCUCUUUCGCAUUGAAGCCCCACAAUGCCACCGCUGUCGUAUCCGCUUCGACUUUCCCCGAAUCACGGUACUCUUCAUACCAAGCUGAAGAUUUCAUGCGCAAGUACAUGUGGCCGAAUUCAUGUCUUCCCUCGGCAUCUGCCUUGAUUCAGGCGGCUUCUCCCCACUUUAACCUUGAGCGAUGGGGAAGGCGGCUGGAGAAGAAUUUGACUCAGGAGAUGUAUGAAGCGUUCAAGCGGAAGUGGAUGUACCUGUUUGCCUACGCUGGGGCAGGCUUCGCUAAGGGCUACAUUACGUGCCAUAUGCUGACGUUCAUUCGAGAGAAUGACGCGCCUGAGAUGUGCGACUGA
Messenger RNA from Desarmillaria tabescens, 1173 nucleotides. RefSeq names its product cyclopropane-fatty-acyl-phospholipid synthase. Bases 1 to 1173 code for a protein of 390 amino acids. NCBI's taxonomy places the organism in Eukaryota, Fungi, Basidiomycota, Agaricomycetes, Agaricales, Physalacriaceae. Gene Ontology annotation, biological process: lipid biosynthetic process. The transcript is spliced from 8 exons. The record is from RefSeq and is a predicted model, not a curated record.